UUGCAGGUUAUUUUCGAUUACGUUAGAUCGAGCGCCAUGCAAUGAUAGUCGCCGUGAUCGGCAACAUAGCAUUGUCGGCAACAUUAUUUCUAGGUCUAUCACUGUUUAUACAGUACGUAUGAAAAAGUGCAUCAAAUUAAGUGUUAUAUGAUAAGACCACUCGGGUAUUAAGCGUGACGUUUGAGUUAAAGUUGCAAAACGAAAAUGCUUCCCGUCAGUUCCAAUUUUUCCCUGCAUCCUUACAUUCCAUCCACAUUACAUCUGCCUCAUUUUACGGACAACACUUUUGGCGUCGAAGUUUUGUUAGGGCUUUUUGCUGGAGUUACGACAAUCAUACUAUACUCUGUGUGGAACUUGGUUGGAAGAUGGAGAUCUGACUUUUCGGCUCUUGAAAAAGCUAAAAUCUGUUGGUUUAGCGUUUCCGGUCUGAUUCACUUGGUCAUAGAAGGAUACUUUGCUAGUUUUCAUGGCACACUGGCCGGAAGUGACCACAUACUUGCGCAGAUCUGGAAAGAAUAUGCAAAAGGCGACAGCCGGUAUAUCAGUUCGGAUGCAUUUACGGUCGUAAUGGAAACUUUCACCGCCGCCGUCGAUGGUCCCUUGUGUUUGUGGACGGUGUAUGCCUACAUCCGCAAUAAACCUUAUGUUCAUGUCCUCCAGAUUCUUGUAUCAACUGCGCAGUUUUAUGGCGACAUAUUGUACAUGCUAACGGAAUGGUUUGACGGAUUUAUGCACGGCCCACCCUUCCAUCCGCUCUAUUUCUACGGCUAUUUUGUCACCAUGAACUCGUUCUGGUUAAUCAUACCAAUGCUGUUAAUUAUGGAAUCCAGCUGGAAAAUUACACAGGCAUUUAUUGUUUCUAACAGGCACGCUGUCAUUAAUGGCAAUACCAAAAAACCGGCAUACAGGCAAACCGAUAAGAUCAAAUAAUAGAAACGAAGAACGGAUUAAUACGCCUUACUUGUAACUUUUGUAACUCGUUGGCAGUUGCACUGCUCGCAAUACUUGUAUUAAGGUCAAAAUUUAGGAAAAUUAAAAGCUUUUUCUUGCAAGAUGACCAAUGACCUGCAAAACUGCGUUCCCAUUUCUAUUUAAAGACAACAUUGCUAAAUUAAGUAAUUCUCUUGUGUUUAGCGUACCUCUUGUCUAUAUAUGUAAUAUAACAGAGCUUCAUUCGUGCUAUGGUUGAAGUUUAUUGUGGCUCUUAUCGAGAUAAAAAAUU
Molecule: messenger RNA, 1222 nt
Organism: Paramacrobiotus metropolitanus
Lineage: Eukaryota; Metazoa; Tardigrada; Eutardigrada; Parachela; Macrobiotidae
Product: 3-beta-hydroxysteroid-Delta(8),Delta(7)-isomerase-like
Exons: 3
Coding region: 205-930 (241 amino acids)
Biological process (GO): cholesterol biosynthetic process
Cellular component (GO): membrane; endoplasmic reticulum
Molecular function (GO): cholestenol delta-isomerase activity; C-8 sterol isomerase activity; steroid Delta-isomerase activity
Source: RefSeq, a predicted model, not a curated record